GAACAGGACUUAGCAGGAAUAGAAAAUUGACUGGAAUAGGAGUUCUAAGGCAGGAAUAGGACUUGGCUGGAAGAAAAGUCCUAAGCAUUCUUGAUGCCCUAAGACUAACUAUGACCCCAGGGAUUUUGACAGUGUCCAUGCCCCAAGACAGAAAGAAAGCCAUCAACACAAGGCAGUGAUGUCAAUCAAGUGCCAAUAUGGUCCCACCAACACAUACAUAGUGGCGACACCAUUGGGGGAUUAUGAGGUGGUUUGCUGCCCUAAAGGUCUUCAUGAUCUCGGUAUGGUGGGCAGCGUCAAUGAUGCCAACUUCACCCCUAAACCCGGAAUCAAGGUAUGCUUGAAGUCCCAACAAUAUGAGGACAAUGGUUACACAUACAAGCCAGCUACAGACUGUGUCAACUGGUUGGAGGCAUAUUUCAGCACUAAAGACAAGAGAGAGUUUGUUACCCCAGCCAUUUGCCACCAUAUUGGGAAGCAAGGAACAUUCACCUACAAUGUAUGGUUUACACUGCUGGAAAAGGUACCUUUCGGCCAUACAAUUUCGUACGGGGCCCUCGCCAAAUUGUGUGGGAACUCCAAGGCCUGUCGGGCAGUGGGGCAAGCCAUGCGGAACAAUCCAGUGGGUCUGAUUAUACCCUGUCAUCGGGUUAUUCAACAGGGAGGCCAGCUGGGGAACUAUCACCAUGGGACCCGAAAUAGGGUGAAGGAAUGGUUACUUAAACAUGAAGGAGCCUUGAGGUGAAACGUGUGAAACAAAUUACGAAAUAUGGUGAAAUUGAGUGAUAAUGAAUGGGAAAGAAUGCCACAUGCUGAUAAGUAACGGUGUCAUUUACAGGGCAGUGUGUUAAUUUUGUAACAGGAUUUUCAAGGCAUAUUAAGAGCACUUAUAUUUUUAUGUCAUAUUUUUUAUGUUAUUUUGUUCAGUUAUGGGUAUACAGUUACAAGUAUAUGACGGAAUAAAGAAGAAGUGCUAAUAUUUUGGCAUCUUAUUUCCUUUAAGAAAAAAAAUAGUUGAUUAUUUGCUUAAUGCAAUUAAAACUGGAACCAAAUAAGUAUGAGAAAUUAAGAUAGAUUUUUUUUGGCAUAGUUUUUGCCUGAUUAAAAACAUGUAAUUUUUUUAAUUUUAUAUGUGUAACAGUAUACAAAAAAUUACAUGUACCAGCUGAAUGUGCUCAUAUCUCUUAUACAUGCACCUAGUGCCCUAUCAUAAUAAACAUGUUUGUUCGCGUGAUUUACUGUGAAGACAAUGUUCCAUGGCUGUGUUAAAAAGUGUUUCCACAUUAUUGAGUUCACACACAGACAUAUAAACCAUAUAUAUGUUUAUAUGUUAAUUGUUGACAAUCUUGUUUUAUCAUUUUUUUUUGUCAUGUAGUGUUUGUCUACAGAAAAGCAGUUCAAUAUAUUAAAGAUAUUGGUGUACUUUUAUACAUAAUACUCUGAAAAUAAUGUCUUAUAUUACAAGUUUAAAGGUUGUAUGAUGUCUUAAAAUGUUGAAUUCUGUCUCUCUGUUAAAGGGACUAGACACCAGAUGAUACAAUUGCAAGAAAAAAAGAAUGCUGUCAAGAAUUUUCAUAAAAUUGAUACAGUUUUGUACAACACAUUAAAUCUUUCUUACUGAUGUAUCACACCUCUUGAGACACAUGGAUCUUUAGAAGUUUUAGCGUAUUUUACCAAUUGGACAUCGACUGCGUUUCUCGACCACAUCAAUACCAGUAAUUUUAAAAUUGCUUCUGUAUAUAUAUCUGUACUAAUCAUGUGACUUUCAUAAUUAUGCUAAAUAUACACAUUAUAAACUGGGAAACCAUUAUGCGCUAUUUUUAAAGGGGUAAACUCAGCUGAGACAGAGACAAAACAUUCUUUUAAUAAUGUAGAGUGAUGUUUUAUCAAUCUCAUACUAUCUCGUUUUGACAAAUCUAAACUUGUUUUGAGGAAAUACUGUUUUUGCUGAUUUUUGGACCAUCUGGUGUCUAGUCCCUUUAAGUUUAGACACAAUGUUUAGAAAACAAUCUGGAAAUUGUGUUGAAAUAUUUCAUUGUAAAGCUGUAACCAGGUAACACUAAAAUUAUACGUUUAUUUGCCAGUGUUUGUUAUUGUUUUGUCUUUUGUUUGUGUAAAAAGUAUGAAACAUGUUUGUUAGUGAAUGGAAAAGAUAUAAACUUGUUAAACUAACAAAAGUCUACUUUCGCUAUAAUCUUGACAUGUGGGUAGUACUUGAUGCAAUGUUUCGCAAAAAUAAUAAAAAAAUCUUUAAAU
Molecule: messenger RNA, 2256 nt
Organism: Mya arenaria
Lineage: Eukaryota; Metazoa; Mollusca; Bivalvia; Myida; Myidae
Product: methylated-DNA--protein-cysteine methyltransferase-like
Exons: 4
Coding region: 179-745 (188 amino acids)
Biological process (GO): DNA repair
Cellular component (GO): nucleus
Molecular function (GO): methylated-DNA-[protein]-cysteine S-methyltransferase activity
Source: RefSeq, a predicted model, not a curated record